This is a messenger RNA of Phyllostomus hastatus (greater spear-nosed bat), 2680 nucleotides long. Its product is annotated as GTPase IMAP family member 6-like. Gene Ontology annotation, molecular function: GTP binding. The coding region runs from base 84 to 1091 and encodes 335 amino acids. The transcript has 3 exons. The record is from RefSeq and is a predicted model, not a curated record. Gene Ontology annotation, cellular component: cytosol. Lineage: Eukaryota; Metazoa; Chordata; Mammalia; Chiroptera; Phyllostomidae.
CCUCACAGCAGACAGCGGCUCCUUCCAGCGCAGCUCUGCAGCUCAGCGAGAGUUCCGUCACAUUUUCCUGAAAAAUAUAAGCAAUGUCCCUAUUUUGUUCAAACGCCAGUGAGGCUGCCUUAAAUUCCUCCGGCCACGGCCCCCAGAAGCCUACAGAGUCGGCCCCAAAUGGAGAAAGGGACAACUCGCCAGAGGACUUGGUCCGGGGGGUCAGGAGUCCAGGCUCUUCCUCUGGUCCGGCGGCCAGCGGGGUGGUGGAGGAUGAAGAAUACGAGCUGAUUCUCUGGGACAGCUGUGCAGGAGCGCCGUCCCAGCAUCCUACCCAAGAUGUGUCAGCAGAUCUGCAGGAGAAGGAAAAGAUCCCAAAGAGGCUGAGGCUCCUGCUGGUGGGGAAAAGUGGAAGUGGGAAAAGCGCCACAGGAAACAGCAUCCUGGGCAGGGAAGCCUUCGAAUCCAAGCUCAGUGCCAGACCCGUGACCAUGACCUUCCAGCAUGACUGCCGAGACUGGGCUGGGAAGGAGCUUGAGGUGACCGACACCCCCGAUAUUCUGUCCUCUCGGGUUUCACAGGAAGGGGCAGCUCAGGGUCCCUGGGCAGCUGUCGCCUGCUGCGCCCCAGGGCCACACGCAGUGCUGCUGGUGACACAGCUGGGCCGCUUCACAAAGGAGGACCAGGAGGUGGUCAGGCGCCUCCAGGAGGUCUUUGGGUUGGGUGUCCUGGCCCGCACCAUCCUGGUAUUCACUCGGAAGGAGGACCUGGGGGGCGGCUCCCUGGAGGAGUAUCUGCGGGACACCGACAACCAGGAGCUCGCAAAACUGGAUGUGGUUUGUGCGAGGCGCCACUGUGGCUUCAACAACAGGGCAGAUAGCGCAGUGCAGGAGGCCCAGCUGAUGGAGCUGAUAAAGACCAUCGAGGUGAUCUUGUGGGAACACGAAGGCCGUCCUUACAGCAAGGAGGCUUACCCGAUGCUGCCAGCUGCACCUCCUGUGCACAGAAAGGCAGGGAGGGCAGAGGGUUCAGACCGAGGCUCCGAGGGAGCAGCCACUGCAGAGUCCUGGCUGGGCUGGCUGUACAGAAUCCAGGGCAACUGAGAAAACCCACAGACAUCUCCUAAAGGGGCACCGUCUGACUGUGUGCUGACUCCAGUGGGAACAGGCAUUUCCUGGGAGUCUCCCCAACCCUUUGUCCACCUCACAGCCUGUCGCCUCUCUUUGCAUCCCAUGGCUCCCAGACCCCUUGGGUCUCCAGGGCAGAGUCUGCUGAGUCCCAGCUCCCAUCCCGGUCCUUCAUCUCGCUCUCGGAGCCCAUGUGCGCCCUCCCUGCUCCCCUGCAGCCCGCUGUCUCACACGGACCGCACAGAACGAUGGCAUCACAUUUGUUGAAGUUCUUCUCUCUCCUCGAGUGAACCAAAGCUCCAUGAGGGCAGGGCCUCCUCACUCUUCCAUGUCACCCCCACUGCAUUCUGGUCACUGGAGUGACUCCUUACCAAUGACAGCAAAUCAGUGUGUGCCAUUGACCAGGUGACUGUCCAGUCUUGGUCUGUGUCCUCACCCACAGAGGGGGCAGCAUAACGACUCUAAGGCACCUGAGUGUGUGGUGGGUCAGGACAGAGCUGUGGCUUUGCAGCAUGUGGGGAGGGGCAGUUGCUGGGUGGAGCAGGAGGAGCCAGGGGAGAGACCUGGUCCAAGGGGCAGCUCUUUCACUCACCCCUGAAGGCGGCCAUUGAACCACAGCAAAUGGGCCUUGUGGGGACUGCUGGUGGGAAUGAUGAGCCAAGUGGGGCCAGGGGGUCCAAGGAGCAGGGCCUGGUCAGGGUGGUGGCCCAAGACCUCCUACAGGACAUGAGGCCCCAGGAGGUGUCAAGGGGGCUUGGGCAGAGGAGGAGCCUUCCCUGAAGCAGACUAGAUUAGGGAUGCUAUGAUUAGGGUCCCCUCUCAUCAUAUCUGCCUCCUGAUGUUAGAAAUUAAAGGUGGUUCUCCACCCUGUCUCAGCCUUACCUGCAGCCCUUCCAUUCUCACUGGACAGUGGGGAGAGAGGGGGCAUGGGGUCAGUGUCUGGGUGUGUAGUGGGGUCCUCUCUGAGGUAUCUGUGGUGUCAGAUAGAGGGGUGCAGGGAAGAAAGGGAAGCUGCAAAGGGAGCAGCUGAGGCUGUGAGCACGGUAGGAAGCACCUGCCUGAUGGGUGGGGAGGACUCUGUGCCCCAUGGGGGGUCUUCCUGGAGAGAAGCUCCUGGGGACAAGGCCACAGGAGGUGAGGUGGACCAGGACCAGAAGACAUCAGGAUGGUGGUCAGCCCUGGCCUGCGACUGGUAAGUGCCGUGUGACCUCACAAAGAGACUGACACUCCUCAGAUGCCCCUCAGCUUCUCCGAGGCUCAGGAUGCUCUCUGGGGAGUCUGACCAAGUGAUGGAAACAGGACAGGUGGGAACGAGGGAACUGCCCCCGACAGACUCCUCUGUCCCUUCUUCACACCAUGUGACAGAGGGUCUCUAGCUGCCUUCUUCAGAGAGGGGUAAAAAAUAGGGUGAGGGGACAGCAUCUGGGGACAGUCAGCAAUCAGAGAGGCAGCCACAGGACUGUCUGGGUGCUCACCUGCCCAUCAGAGAUCCUCUGCUGUCAGGGGCCCCAUCAGGACCCUGGUCUCCCAGUGCAGAGGCCAUGGACUCCCACUGUCUCCAGACA